CUAAGAUCCAAGUUUUGUAUUAAACUUUAAUUAAAAUUCCUGCUGUGCUGUAGCAGGUUGCAGUCUGAUGAGUAUUUUGCCUCACUGUUUUGGUAUGUGUGUGGGGCAUUUGUGUGCAACCAUAUAAGAGGAAGAAUUCAUUUUAACUUACCUACUAAUUUGGCCAUUCUUAUCAAACGUAUUCUAGGAAGCAGAUCAAAGAAAUUUUUUUAAUGAUGAAAAUAAAUUUGUUAAAUUUUCAGAAUGAAGUGUUAAAUGGAAAUAAAAGGCUGUAUUUCAAAUCUCAAGUUGACUAUAUUGUGGAGUAUGACUAUGAUGCUGUACAUGAUGAUGAAUUAACUAUUCGAGUUGGAGAAGUCAUCAGGAAUGUGAAAAAGCUACAGGAGGAAGGAUGGCUAGAAGGAGAACUAAAUGGGAGAAGAGGAAUGUUCCCUGAUAAUUUUGUUAAGGAAAUUAAGAGAGAGACAGAAUUCAAAGAUGACAGUUUGCCCAUCAGACGGGAAAGGCAUGGGAAUGUAGCAAGCCUUGUACAACGAAUAAGCACUUAUGGACUUCCUGCUGGAGGAAUUCAGCCACAUCCACAAACCAAAAACAUUAAGAAGAAGACCAAGAAGCGUCAGUGUAAGGUUCUUUUUGAGUAUAUUCCACAAAAUGAGGAUGAACUGGAGCUGAAAGUGGGAGAUAUUAUUGAUAUUAAUGAAGAGGUAGAAGAAGGCUGGUGGAGUGGAACCCUGAACAACAAGUUGGGAUUGUUUCCCUCAAAUUUUGUGAAAGAAUUAGAGGUAACAGAUGAUGGUGAAAGUCAUGAAGCCCAGGACGAUUCAGAAACUGUUUUGGCUGGGCCUACUUCACCUUUACCUUCCCCGGGAAAUGGUAGUGAAACUGCGCCUGGAUCAGUUACACAGCCCAAGAAAAUUAGAGGAAUUGGAUUUGGAGACAUUUUUAAAGAAGGCUCUGUGAAACUUAGGACAAGAACAUCGAGUAGUGAAACAGAAGAGAAAAAACCAGAAAAGCCCUUAAUCAUACAGUCACUGGGACCCAAAACUCAGAGUGUGGAGAUAACAAAAACAGACACAGAUGGUAAAAUUAAAGCUAAAGAAUAUUGUAGAACAUUAUUUGCGUAUGAAGGUACUAAUGAAGAUGAACUUACUUUUAAAGAGGGGGAGAUAAUCCAUUUGAUAAGUAAGGAGACUGGAGAAGCUGGCUGGUGGAAGGGUGAACUUAAUGGUAAAGAAGGAGUAUUUCCAGACAAUUUUGCUGUUCAGAUAAAUGAACUGGACAAAGACUUUCCAAAACCGAAGAAACCACCACCUCCUGCUAAGGGUCCAGCUCCCAAGCCUGAACUGAUAGCUACAGAGAAGAAGUAUUCUUCUUUAAAGCCUGAAGAAAAGGAUGAAAAAUCAACACUGGAACAGAAACCUUCUAAACCAGCAGCUCCACUAGUCCCACCCAAGAAACCUACUCCACCUACCAAAGCCAAUAAUUUAUUGAGAUCUUCUGGAACGACGUACCCAAAGCGACCUGAAAAACCAGUUCCUCCACCACCUCCUAUAGCCAGGAUUAAUGGGGAAGUUUCUGCCAUUUCAUCAAAAUUUGAAACUGAGCCUGUAUCAAAACCAAAGCUAGAUUCUGAACAGUUGCCACUUAGACCAAAAUCAGUAGACCUUGAUUCACUUACAGUAAGAACCUCCAAAGAAACAGAUGUUGUAAAUUUUGAUGACAUAGCUUCCUCAGAAAACUUGCUUCAUCUCACUGCAAAUAGACCAAAGAUGCCUGGAAGAAGGUUGCCGGGCCGCUUCAAUGGUGGACAUUCUCCAACUCACAGCCCCGAAAAAAUCUUCAGGUUACCAAAAGAAGAAGAUAGUGCCAACCUAAAGCCAUCUGAAUUAAAAAAAGAUACAUGCUACUCUCCAAAGCCACCUGUGUACCUUUCAACACCUUCCAGUGCUUCUAAAGCAAAUACAACUGCUUUCCUGACUCCAUUAGAAAUCAAAGCUAAAGUAGAAACAGAUGAUGAGAAGAAAAAUUUCCUGGAUGAACUUAGAGCCCAAAUUAUUGAAUUGUUGUGCACUGUAGAAGCACUGAAAAAGGAUCAUGGGAAAGAACUGGAAAAACUGAGAAGAGACUUGGAAGAAGAAAAGGCAAGGAGAAGUAAUCUAGAGAUAGAAAUAGAGAAGCUGAAAAAAGCUGUCCUGUCUUCUUGAGGUGGUGUGGACCUGGUUUUCGUAAUGUUCCAGGGAUUCGGAAGCAACACUAUGAACUUCAACUGACUUGUUACUUAAAAAUUGUGAAUGCUGGUGUUGUGAUAAAUAUGAGUAUAUGAAGUAUAAUAUCUGUAGAAAAGUAGAGUGAGGGUGAAUUUUAUAUAUAUAUAUAUAUAUAUUUUUUUUUGUUUUGCCAAUAUGAAGAAAAAGAGGCCUUAUUUCUUACUGUGCUGGGAUUGCAAACACUUUUUAAAAAAUUGUUUGCUGGAAAAUACUACUGAAUAUGUAUAAAUAAGAAUGUUAACAGUAGUUUUUUUAAUUGAAACUUGUAUUAUUUUUAAAGAGAUCUAUACUAUAAAUAUGGUGAUAUAUUUACAAGUAAUCUGUAAGAUAUACUAUUUGAGAGGGACAAAUUAGCUUUUUAGUAACUACAGUCACUACUUUUUCCAUAAUGCAUAAGGGAUAUAAACUGUGUGUGUAUGUGUGUGUGUGUGUAUAUUUUUACUUUUAUCCUCUUACCCAAGGUUACAUUGUUGUGCCUAUUUGUCUGCUGUUUAUAUUUUGGGUGAUGAAAUAGGACUUUCCUAGCUACAUAAGCCGGAUUACUCACCCAUGCAUAUAGUAAGAACUAAUGAAUAAUCAAGAUAAUUUCAUCAGCUUUUAGAAUAUUUUAUGUUGCUUGCACUAUAGGAGUCAUAAAAGGAACUUAGUUAAAACAUGUUGGAUUUUUAACCAUUUGGGGGAAAUAUGAGCUGUAUUUUAAAUUCAUUAGCUCUGAAGAAUCUAAAACUGUUAAUUUAACCCUUAACUUGUGCCUAGAAACUACAGCACAUACAAAAUAUAUAAACACUAGCCUUAUUGCCGUACUUUUCUGCUUAUUUUACAGUCUCAAAUAUUUCUCAUUAACUUGUGACUUAGUUCUUCAUGCUCCUCCUUGUGACUUUUAAUAAUGAUAAUAUUAGGAAAAUAAAACCCAAAGCUUUUCAGAACUUCAGUGUGAGCUUUCCUAUUUUGACAAGUUAUCUUUUAAAUACUCAGGUUUUAUGAUGUUUAAUUUACCUAAUAGACCAAACUAACUUGUGGAGAUAUUUCGAACUAUUAUUUAGGUACAAACUUUAUAAAGAAUGUUAGUAUGUCAUAAAAUAUAACAUUACAGCUUAUUUAAAACCAAAUAUAGUUGAACAUAUUUAAAAUACAUUUUCACAGAAUGAAUGAAUUAGUCGUUUCUUCAGAGUUACUUAUGAACAGUUGAAUGCUUUAAAAUGUUCUGUUUGUAGGUAACAUCUGAAAACAUAAGUGGAUUUAUUUAAAUUUUUAAAAUUUGAAAUUUUUAUUGUAAAAAAUUAGGCUUUAUGCUUUAUCAUAUAGCAAAUGAGUGUCAGAUUUUUGAGUACCAGUUAUCAUGCUUCAGUUUUUUAGUUUUAAACCACUAAACCAAUAUUUUUUCUUUACAUUUUAAUAUCAUAAUACAGAAAUAUAUGUAAAUGAAAUUUGGUCAUGUUUCAAAUAAAGAGAACUGAAGUAGAAAAUAAUAGAAAUGCCAGUUAAACAACUUAAUGUUUAAUUUACAGUUUAUGUUAGGGCUUUUGGGGAACGCUAAUUAUAUAUUAAGAAUAUACGUUAGAAAUCUUUAAAAUGUUUGGGCUCUUCUAAUGAAGUCACUACUGGGCAAACUUGUUCCCUCUUUUGUUAAAUAGAAUAGGUUUAAAUGACUAGUCAAAUGAAUUAUUUCCUCCGUAUUAAAUUUUAUUUUAUUUUAUUUUAAUGACAGACCUUAGGUAAAAAUAAAAACAUUGUAAUGCUAGAAAUUAUCCUCCAGCUUUCUCACCUGAAAAUCUAUUGAAGUGAUCCCUGGUUACCCUAAUAAUGGGGUGAAGGAAGGUUCCAACAGAUUUCAGGCUGCUCUUAAAUAAGUUUUUCUUGGUCAUUUUCUCAUUAGUACUUAAAAUCAAGAUGCUCAUGGGCACUGAAAUGCAUUUAAAGUUUUUGCUUGUGUACUACUCAGUCAGCAUAGAAAAGUAACUGAAAUACUCUUAUUUAUCAAGUAGUAAACAGAACCAAACAAACUCAGGCCUCAUGGGAAAAAUGAUUCCUUUAUUCUAGCAAUUUACUCCUUGCUGUUGGUAUGGGAAGUUUUAUUAAUUUCUAUUAUUAGAGUUCAUAUCACAAAAUGAUAUGUAAGAAUAAUAACCUUUACUUGGGGUAAAUCAUGAAUUUUUUUUCCUUACAUGUGAGUAUAAAAGAUGAAAGUUGAACAGCAUGGAAUCUGUCAUUGCCAAAUUAUUAAUGAAUGUAUAGUUCAGGUAUUCUUUGAGACACAAUAUCAUUAAUUUCCUAAUUGUAUUUCAGUGUUAUUUUUUGUGUGUGACCACUAAGCUUCCGUCUUAAUAUAAAGCUAUUACCCUCUACAGAACUUAAGUCUGAAGAUGUAAAGAGAGAACAGGCCUUGUGUAAAAGAAGAUACUCUUUUUUUUUAAUGCUCCUUACUGUGAUCACAGAAAUAAAAAAUAAUCCAAGUGCUCUCUAGAUUUGUUGAUAAACAUUUUAUGCUUGCAUUUAAACUUGAAAUGUAUGAACAGAAUGAGACAAUCAGUUAAAUCAGAAAUGAAAAGUAUUAUAAUGUAAUGGCCUUGUUUUGUUGUAGCAAUAAAAUGACCAAGUGCAAUGAUUGAUUUAAUAAAAUCUUUUAAAAAUUGCUGCUAUGAAUAUUUUUAGCUAUAAAAUUUUACCCUGACUUGCUUUCAGUAACUAUUAUGUAAUACAGUUGAUGUUGUGGUAACCUAACAUUCCCAGCCCGCCCCGCCCCCCACAUCCCCCGCCCAAAAAAAAAAAAAAAUGAAAUGGAGAAAC
Cebus imitator (Panamanian white-faced capuchin) is the source of this 5054-nucleotide messenger RNA. RefSeq names its product CD2 associated protein (gene CD2AP). The record is from RefSeq and is a predicted model, not a curated record. Gene Ontology annotation, molecular function: protein binding. The transcript is spliced from 18 exons. Lineage: Eukaryota; Metazoa; Chordata; Mammalia; Primates; Cebidae. Bases 213 to 2204 code for a protein of 663 amino acids.